Messenger RNA from Rotaria sp. Silwood1, 936 nucleotides. The record is from the annotation of a GenBank genome assembly. NCBI's taxonomy places the organism in Eukaryota, Metazoa, Rotifera, Eurotatoria, Philodinida, Philodinidae.
AUGGUUGGUAAUGUUAUAUUGAUAAUAUUUAUUUGUUUCACUAUUAAUUCAAUCGCAAUUGGUCAUUUUAUGCGACAAAAUGAUAUCGAUGAUGUUUCCAACUCUAGAAUUAAACCUUAUUUGAAGGAUUUAAAAUUUGAUAAUAUAACAUAUUAUUCGUAUCAUAUUCAUGUAUAUUUUUUACAAAACGAUUCUAAACAACGAAAUGAAGCUAAUCAAUUACGAAAUCAAUUUCUUGCUAAAUUUAAUGUUAGCAACUGUAAUGAUCAUUGUGAAACAUGGUGCCCUCGAAUUUGUCAUUGGAAUUUAAAUAUGUCACCCGUUGGGCCACAUCCUAUUGGUUCAUGGGGUGUCUAUAUACCACUUGAACAAUUCACACAAACAAUUUCAUUUAUAUCAACGUAUCAUGGUAAUCUAACUGUUUUGAUACAUCCAAAUUCAGGUCGUCCUAAAAUUGAUCAUCUUAUCAAUGGCCUUUGGAUCAAAUCUAUCUUACGACUUAACGAAAUUCGUCAAGCAUUUUCAUCUGUAGAUGAUGAUAAUGAUGGAUUAAUACGUACAAAAGAUCUUCCAACUAUUUUUAAACAGUUCGGAGAAAAUCUUCAAUCAUUUAUUAUCGAAGAAGAUGAAUUAAAACAUUUACUUGAUCAAAAUAAUAUUAAUGAUUCUGAUCAAAUAACAGUAACUCAAUUUCUAACGUUGAUUGCAUGUAAAGUAAAUGUAGAUGAUAAUAUUGAAGAAUUACAAGAAGCAUUUAACAUUUUUGAUCCAACAAACACUGGUUUUAUUACUAUGAAAGAUCUUUUACGUGUCAUGCAAAGUAUUGGUGAAAAUAUAUCCGAAGCUGAUGCUCAAGAAAUGAUCCGUCAUGCUGAUCGAGAUUUAAGUGGAAAAAUUAAUUUUGCAGAAUUUAUUGAAAUGAUUCGAUAUUCAUGA